AUGACCGAUUUGGCUGGCCUGUCCGUUAGUCCACACCAUGCAACAGAAUGUGUCGUUUCUACAGACAACUUUGAGUUUUUCACAGAGCUUACUAAUAUAUUAGUGCAAGUGUCCAAGCCAGAUACGAAUGUUUCUCCAGACACUCAAGGUUUAGCUAUUGCAGCCAAGAUGACGGCUUUGUUGGAGCGAAUCCAGCAAGCUCACAUCACGAUACAGAGCCUGCCUAGUAUUCAUCUGACAGUAACAGAGCUGCAACGAAUACUGGACAACUAUACAGCUGUUCAAACGAUGAAAGUUGCAAACCAUGAUCGAUCUUUGAACACAUCUGCUGAUACUGGACCAUUAGUCAGUCCUGUAGCCGAUACCAUCAUGCUCAACACUCGGCCUGCUUUGGAUCUUGCAACACUGCCAUUGCACAGUACAGCAGAUGUCAUUUCCGCUCCAUCUUUACAGGAUCAAGAGAUCGUGCAAGAACCAGCAGCUGUGUUGAAUACUUCAUCUCAGAAUACACUUGAUGCUCUAGCAGAGUCACUGCUGCAAGAUGCAUUGAAUUUCUCACCAACUCCAACAACACAUGAUUCCAUGACUACGCAAUAA
Batrachochytrium dendrobatidis JAM81 is the source of this 597-nucleotide messenger RNA. RefSeq lists its product as uncharacterized. The coding region runs from base 1 to 597 and encodes 198 amino acids. The record is from RefSeq and is a predicted model, not a curated record. Lineage: Eukaryota; Fungi; Chytridiomycota; Chytridiomycetes; Rhizophydiales. The transcript has 3 exons.